UGGCCAGGCUGGUCUUGAACUCCUGACCUCAGGUGAUCCACCCACCUCGGCCUCCCAAAGUGCUGGGAUUAGAGGUAUUAGCCACCACACCCGGCCAAGUUUUUUGUUUUGUUUUGUUUUGUUUUGUUUUGUUUUGUUUUUUGGAGACAGAGUCUCACUCUGUCACCAGGCUGGAGUGCAGUGGCACGAUUUCAGCUCACUGCAAUCUCUGCUUCCCUGGUUCAAGCGAUUCUCCUGCCUCAGCUUCCCGAGUAGCUGGGACUACAGGCACGCACCACCAUGCCCAGCUAAUUUUUGUGUUUUUAGUAGAGACGGGGUUUCACCAUGUUGGCCAGGAUGGUCUUGAUCUCUUGACCUUGUGAUCUGCCCGCCUCAGCCUCCCAAAGUGCUGGGAUUACAGGCGUGAGCCAACCCCCACCCCCGAUUUUGUUCUUUUUUAAAGGCAACAGACUCAAUAUUUAAUGUAGUUUAAAAUACAUAAAAAAUUAAAUUCCUGGCAGUUGUGAAUAUUGCUAAACGAAGGACAGAUACUAGUCUUGAUCUAACCCAAAAAGCCAAGAAGUGAUGUGUGAAUGAGUUCUUAAUUCUUGGCUUUCAAGUUCAGUAGAUACUGUUGACUAAUACUAAGUGACUUUCUGACCAACAGUGAAUGAGAGUUAUAGAUGUUCCACAUCCUCAUCAUUGCUUGAUAUUGUGAAGCUUUUUAAUUUUAAUCUUAAAUUAAUGGUUGUAUGUUUGUGUAGUGGUAUCUCAUUGUUUUAUUUUGCAUUCCCCUGAUGACUAAUGAAGUUAAACAACUUAUCAUAUUGGCUAUUUGGAUAUCCUCUUUUGUAAAGUGCAUAUUAAAAAUCUCUUGCCCAUUUCUUAUUGUUUAUAGAAGUUCUUUGUAUAUACUGGAUAUGAGUCCUUUGUCAUAUAGAUGUGUUGCAAAUAUCUUCUCCCACUCUGUGAUUUGUUUUUGUUUUUGUUUUAACUCUCUUAAUGGUGUAUUCUGAUGAAUGGAAGUUUUUUUUGUUUUUUUUUUUUUGAGACAGAUUCUCGCUCUGUCACCCAGGCUGGAGUGCAGUGGCGUGAUCUCGGCUCACUGCAAGCUCCGCCUCCUGGGUUCAUGCCAUUCUCCUGCCUCAGCCUCCUGAGUAGCUGGGACUACAGGCGCCCACCACUAUGCCCAGCUAAUUUUUUGUAUUUUUAGUAGAGAUGGGGUUUCACCAUGUUAGCAGAGACGGGGUUUCACCAUGUUAGCCAGGAUGGUCUCCAUCUCCUGAACUUGUGAUCCGCCCGCCUCGGCCUCCAAAGUGCUGGGAUUAUAGGUGUGAGCCACCACGCCUGGCCGAAUGGAAGUUCUUAACUUUUUUUUCUUUCUUUUUUUUUUUUUUUUUGAGACAGAAUCUCGCUCUGUCACCUAGGCUGGAGUACAGUGGUGUGAUCUUGGCUCACUGCAACCUCCGUCUCACAGGUUCAAGCGAUUCUCCUGCCUCAGCCUCCCUAGUAGCUGGGAUUACAGACGUGUGCCACCACGCCUGGCUAAUUUUUGUAUUUUUAGUAGAAACAGGGUUUCACCAUGUUGGCCAGGAUGGUCUCGAUCUCCCAACCUCAAGCGAUCUUCCUGCCUUAGCCUCCCAAAGUGCUGGGAUUACAGGUGUGAGCCACUGCACCUGGUGGAAGUUCUUAACUUUAAUGUAAUCCAGUUUAUCAGAAUUUUCCUUCAUGGUUAGUCUCUUUUGGAGUUGUUGUUGUUGUUGUGUUUUUUUAAAUUUAAUUUUAUUUAUUUAUUUAUUUAUUUAUUUAUUUAUUUGAGACAGUGUCUCAUUUUGUUGCCCAGGCUGGAGUGCAACCUGAGCUCACAGCUCACUCAUCUUACUGCAGCCUCAUCCUCCCAGGCUUAAGCAAUCCUCCUACUUCAGCCUCCUGAGUAGCUGGGGCUACAGGUGUGUGCCACCAUACCUGGCUAGUUUUGUAGUUUUUGUAGAGAUAGGGGUCUUGCUUUGUUGCCCAUGCUCAUCUCAAUCUCCUGGCCUCAACUGAUGCCAGGUUUGGAAAACAAUGGUCUAGAGCAUGACUGAAAUAUGAAAUAGUGAAUUCCUGUCCAUGUGAAUGCUCUUGUUUUUAUUCAUUUCCUUCCUUUAUGCAGCACUGGCCCCCUCACCUUUUCCUUUCCAGCUGUUUGGGGCUCAGCUAAGUGACCACACAGGAGAGCAGUGAGGCCAUUUGAGGCCUGAGCCUGGUCCUCAGGACUCGACUGUCUCUCCCCGCCAUCAAGCAGCCUGCCCCAGCCCUGCCAGCCAUCUCCACACUCCUCUGACAGAAUGAAUGCCCUCGAUGGUGUUCCCUUCAAGUUGCCCAAGGGCUUUGUGAUAGGCACAGAGCCUCUCCCUGGGCCAGAACUCAGCAUCCCGGCCUGCGGGGAGGUUCUGCUGGGUUCUAUGCACGACUUCAGCCUGGAGAGGACGGCACUCUUCUGGGUGGAGGCCGCCGGCCAGGGACCCAGCCCGUACCAGUGCGGUGACCCGGGGACAGCCUCAGCCCCUCCAGCCUGGCUCUUGCUAGUCAGCCCCGAACAUGGGCUGGCGCCUGCGCCCACCACAAUCAGAGACCCGGAGGCCGGACACCAGGAGAGGCCGGAGGAGGAGGGUGAGGACGAGGCAGAAGCCUCCUCUGGCAGCGAGGAAGAGUCGGCCCCCAGCAGCCUCCAACCGGGCUCCCCGGCGAGCCCCGGCCCCGGCCGUCGCCUGUGCUCGCUGGACGUGCUACGCGGCGUGCGGUUGGAGCUGGCAGGGGCGCGGCGGCGGCUCUCCGAGGGGAAGCUGGUCUCCCGGCCCCGCGCCCUCCUGCACGGCCUCCGCGGCCACCGCGCGCUGAGCCUGUGCCCGAGCCCUGCGCAGUCCCCCAGGUCCGCAUCACCCCCGGGGCCCGCGCCCCAGCACCCCGCCGCCCCCACGUCGCCCCCGCGGCCCUCCACGGCAGGCGCCAUCCCCCCGCUGCGGAGCCACAAGCCCAUGGUCGCGUCCCUCAGCCCGUACACCUGUCUGCCACCUCUUGGGGGGGCACCCCAACCUCUCAACCCCCACAAGUCACACCCUGAUACUGCGGCUGACCUGCUGUCCGCCCUGAGCCAGGAGGAGCAAGACCUCAUUGGGCCAGUGGUCGCCCUGGGAUAUCCCCUGCGAAGGGCCAUCAUAGCUCUGCAGAAGACAGGGAGGCAGAGCCUGAGCCAGUUUCUCAGCUACCUCAGUGCCUGUGACCGCCUGUUACGUCAGGGAUAUGAGGAAGGCCUGGUGGACGAGGCCAUGGAGAUGUUCCAGUUCUCCGAGAGCCAGGCAGGGGAGUUCCUGCGCCUCUGGGAGCAGUUCAGUGACAUGGGCUUCCAGCAGGACCGGAUCAAGGAAGUGCUGCUGGUCCAUGGCAACCGCCGAGAGCAAGCCCUGGAGGAGCUGGUGGCCUGUGCCCAGUGACCAUGGAGGCACUCCACGAUGCCUGGGCAUCUAGGCCCAGUGCCAGACCUGGCGACCCAUCCUAACUGUAUUGUUAAAACCAAGUAAGAGUAACAAAGUGAUGCAUACUUAUUGUAAAAACACAAAUAAUACCAAGGGUGACAGUUAACAGCAGCAGAAUCUCCUGAAAGAGUUGAAAUAGUUGCCUCUGCAGAGGGGCAGAUGGGAGAGCCGGACGGGGAGCUAUGUUCUUCAUGCAUGCCUGUGAAACCACGUGAUUUGACUCUUUACACUGUGUGCAUUAGUAACGUUGAUUUUAAGAAAAUUAAAACAAAUAAAUAAUGGGCAGUUCUUCUGAGUCCUGCAGGCAACAGGUCUUGGUGUGGAAAGAACAUCAAACUGUAGGUCAGAAGACCUCAUUUCUGAUUUUAGGUCUUUUGAUGUCUGGGUCAAGGCCUUGUUGGGCCUCAGUUUCCCUAGGAAACGUAGAGAGAUUUGACCAGGUCAAAAGCUUCCAGCCCUGGCGGCUAUCCAUAAGAAUCCUCAGGGUGUUUAUUCAAGAGUCCCAGCCCCCACCCUCGUAUAUUCUGAUUCAGAAAGCCCAGCUUGGCAGCCCCCAGGAAUCUGUUUUGUUUUAUGUAAGAAGAUCUCUGGGGAUUCUUUACUACAUAACAGGCCUAUGGCCAGUGUGUGUGACUUUCAGCCAGUCUGGGGCCCCUUCUGCUCUGACUAUCUGUGAUCGUAUGACAGUCUUUCCUCAUUUGCGGGGUGGGGAGGUUGCGACCAGAGUUGUCUCCAGUCACCCAAGGCCUAUCGUUCAGAAGUCCCCAAGGAUUGAGGGGACCAGUUGCUGGAGCAGCCCAUAACUCAAGCAAGCAGAGGCCAGGGGCCAAGACUCUGGUGCCUCUGCUCUCCCCAGCCAGCCCUGCGCAGACCUGCAACAAUUACCGCAGAAUCAAAACAUCUCAGCCCCCUCCACCCUGCAAACAGAGCUGGACCUGGAACUGAGGCCAGUAAAAAAAACGAACAACUUCCAUAUUUCUCAGGGCUUCAACCCCAGAUACCUCAUCUGAAUGUGUAAUGGGGACUUCUGCAGGCCUACACACAACAAGCUUAGAACUAGAACCAGGUCUCCGGAGGCCCAAUAGCCCCUCGGUGCUUUCCACUAAGUCUCAAUGCCUGCCAACUUGAAAUCCAAUAAAAAUAUUCUUUGGCCUUAAAACUUGCCUUGAAUAACUUGCAGGCAGCACAAAACUAUUAGAGAAAAUGGGCAAGAUGUUGUAAAGUUGGACAUAUGUCUGUCUGUUGCCAAAAGUAAAACUACACUUGAAAGAGACAGUAAAAUUAAAGUUCAAUUUCUAAGAUGCAAUGUUAGGUCCAAAGCUAUUUAUGUUCUGAUUAAGGUAACCUGGCCUUGGUCCACCACUUUACUAAGUCCCCUUGAUUAGAGGCGACCAGUUGACAGGCCCAUCCAUAAUUCCUAUCUUUCUCCCACAUGCCUCAAAUCUGCCCAUCCCUAGCAAACUGUUGCUUGAUU
Gorilla gorilla gorilla (western lowland gorilla) is the source of this 4968-nucleotide messenger RNA. It is a transcript of the gene UBAP1L, whose product is annotated as ubiquitin associated protein 1 like. NCBI's taxonomy places the organism in Eukaryota, Metazoa, Chordata, Mammalia, Primates, Hominidae. Gene Ontology annotation, cellular component: ESCRT I complex. The record is from RefSeq and is a predicted model, not a curated record. Bases 2307 to 3452 code for a protein of 381 amino acids. Gene Ontology annotation, molecular function: ubiquitin binding. The transcript is spliced from 5 exons. Gene Ontology annotation, biological process: ubiquitin-dependent protein catabolic process via the multivesicular body sorting pathway.